CAGCCAAGAGUAGAAAUCCCUGACAGUUGUCCCAUGCACGGAGCCACUGUCAGAGAAGCAGGCUGGCAAAGGUUUAAAUGAGGAAAGAGAAGUACAGGGAGGUGAAAAGUCCAACCAAACCAUGCAGGAGAGGGCAGAGCCCUGCUUCCUAAAGGCUGUGACCACCAGGCGAGGAGUCUUUACCCCUCCUGAUCCACCUUCACUUUUCUCAGCCCUGCUGCGUGGCCCACAGGCCACCUGUGUGGACACCAGCAAGGGCUUCCAGGAUUGAAGGAAGGGAAAAGUCAGGGACGUUUCUCCUCAGCAACUUCCCUGUGGGGUCACUGUGACCUCCACCUAGGGUCACUGCCUCUCUCAAGGUGGUCCUCCCUACACCACUCUUCCCAGGCUUCCAGGAGUCUGUGGCUACCAUUGGGGUUUCCUACACUCUGCUCGCUACACUCUGCUUUGUAAAUUAUGCCCUUAUUAAACCCUCCUCAGACUGCCCUACUGGAGUAUGUCUUAUUUCUUAAUGGGCCCCAGACUCACAACCACCCACCCUGGAUUUCUUGGGAUUCCUGGGUUGCAAUAAUCUGCAGUCCUGGCUCCAGAUGUGGAAGCAUGGGCAGACUGAUGUAUCUCCACAGCCCCUUCCUCCCUCAGGUCCCAGCCAAAUGGAAGGCCACUCACUGCAGGCCUUCGGUCGGCUCCCGCCCACCGGCUAGGCUUCCAAGGUUCUGAGUCCAAGUGACUCAGGCCAGAGCCUCAUUCCCCCAGGGCACCCCUCCUUUAUGACUUCACCCACUGAAGUCACCUGGGAGACAAUGCCCAAUGUUCCACCCCAGAGUAUGGGCCUCUAGGAGGCAGGGACAGCAGGCCUGGCCAGCCCAGAGGACUCUCUGUCCACAGUGUAAAUGAGGACGCCACUCGCCCAUGUCUCGCAGGGAUGUAGAGGGCAGCCUCAGAGGCACUGGGUGCUCCUGGCACCAUGGAUGAUGCUGCCAUCCUCAAGCGACGAGGCUACAUCGUGGGGAUAAAUUUGGGAGAGGGCUCAUACGCAAAAGUCAAAUCUGCUUACUCUGAACGACUGAAGUUCAACGUGGCGGUCAAGAUUAUUGACCGCAAGAAAGCCCCCACGGACUUUUUGGAGAAAUUCCUUCCCCGGGAAAUUGAGAUUCUGGCCAUGCUAAACCACCGCUCCAUUGUCAAGACCUACGAGAUCUUUGAGACCUCAGACGGCAAGGUCUACAUUAUCAUGGAGCUCGGCGUCCAAGGUGACCUUCUCGAGUUCAUCAAAACCCGGGGAGCCCUGCAUGAAGAUGACGCUCGCAAGAAGUUCCACCAGCUCUCCUCGGCCAUCAAGUACUGCCAUGACCUGGACGUUGUCCAUCGAGACCUCAAGUGCGAGAACCUUCUCCUCGACAAGGAUUUCAACAUCAAGCUGUCCGACUUCGGAUUCUCCAAGCGCUGCCUACGGGACGACAGCGGCCAACUAACACUGAGCAAGACCUUCUGUGGGUCGGCGGCGUACGCAGCCCCCGAAGUGCUGCAGGGCAUACCCUACCAGCCCAAGGUCUAUGACAUCUGGAGCCUGGGCGUGAUCCUUUACAUCAUGGUCUGCGGCUCCAUGCCCUACGAUGACUCCAACAUCAAGAAGAUGCUGCGCAUCCAGAAGGAGCACCGUGUCAACUUCCCACGCUCCAAGCACCUGACGGGCGAGUGCAAGGACCUCAUCUACCGAAUGCUACAGCCGGACGUCAACCGGCGGUUACACAUUGAUGAGAUCCUCAGCCACUGCUGGGUGCAGCCUAAGGCCCGGGUCCUGUCCUCUACAGCCAUCAAGGAGGGGGAGAACUCCCAGGGCACUGAGCCCUCGGAUAUCCCUGAGCCUGGCUCUGACAAGAAGUCUGCCACCAAGCUGGAGCCUCAAGAGGAGGCACAGCCAGAGGCAAGGUCUGAGUCACAACCCGAGGAGGAGACGCUGCAACUGCAGGUGUCCAAGCAGUUGGAGACCACAGGCGAGCAGCUGAGCAGGGAGACAGUGGAAGAGCCCCCCGCACAGCCUCCAGAGACGCAAACCUAGUAGGCCUCUCCCACGGCCCAUGGGCCCAGCAGGGAAUGAGGCAGAGCUCACAGCUUUGAGCCUGAGCUCCAAAAAAGCCAAGGGACAGGUCAGAUAAGGAAAACAGACCCCGAUGAG
Molecule: messenger RNA, 2179 nt
Organism: Rhinolophus ferrumequinum (greater horseshoe bat)
Lineage: Eukaryota; Metazoa; Chordata; Mammalia; Chiroptera; Rhinolophidae
Gene: TSSK1B
Product: testis specific serine kinase 1B
Exons: 1
Coding region: 968-2062 (364 amino acids)
Biological process (GO): microtubule cytoskeleton organization; protein phosphorylation; intracellular signal transduction
Cellular component (GO): cytoplasm
Molecular function (GO): tau-protein kinase activity; ATP binding; protein serine/threonine kinase activity
Source: RefSeq, a predicted model, not a curated record